Molecule: messenger RNA, 975 nt
Organism: Oncorhynchus tshawytscha (Chinook salmon)
Lineage: Eukaryota; Metazoa; Chordata; Actinopteri; Salmoniformes; Salmonidae
Product: zinc finger protein 180-like
Exons: 3
Coding region: 1-819 (272 amino acids)
Biological process (GO): regulation of transcription by RNA polymerase II
Molecular function (GO): DNA-binding transcription factor activity, RNA polymerase II-specific; RNA polymerase II cis-regulatory region sequence-specific DNA binding
Source: RefSeq, a predicted model, not a curated record
AUGACGUAUAAUCUAGUGGACGAAGAGGAAGAGAAAGAGGAAGGUGUAGUGUUUGGAGUGAAGAAGGAAGGAAAGGAGGAGACGGAAGGAGAGAGAUGUGACCUCCGUGGAUCCUCUGGGGAGCCUCAACAACAUCAUGAACCUGACGAGGCAGAGAAGAGUCUCUUCACAUCAGAACACCACAAGAAACACCAUCAGAGACCCACAGGAAAGAAACCUCACUGCUGCUCUGACUGUGGGAAACGUUUCAAAUCUUCAUCAGAAUUGAAAAAACACCAGCGAUUACACACAGGAGAGAAGCCUUAUAGCUGUAAUCAAUGUGGGAAGAGUUUUACUCAGUCAAGCCACCUGGUAUCACACAAGAGAACACACACAGGAGAGAAGCCUUAUAGCUGUGAUCAGUGUGGCAAGAGUUUUACUCAGUCAAGUAGCCUGGUAUCACACCAGAGAACACACACAGGAGAGCAGCCAUAUAGCUGUGAUCAGUGUGGCAAGGGUUUUACUCUGUCAACCAACCUGGUAUCACACCAGAGAACACACACAGGACAUCAGCCAUAUAGCUGUGAUGUAUGUGCAGACAGUUUUACUACAUCAAGCCAGCUGGUAGUACACCAGCGAGUACACACAGGAGAGAAACCUUAUAGCUGUAAUCAGUGUGGGAAGAGUUUUACUCAGUCAAACAGCCUGAAAUCACACCAGAGAACACACACGGGAGAGAAACCUUAUAGCUGUGAUCAAUGUGACAAGAGAUACUCUCAUUCAAGUAGUCUGAUUAAACAUCAGAAAAUACAUGCUGGAGAUCCACGGAGUGUGGAAUGAUCUCCAACACCAGACCUGGGUAGCAGAACACAGAGUGUGGAAUGAUCUCCAACACCAGACCUAUAUACAGUUGAAGUCAUAAGUUUACAUACACCUUAGCCAAACACAUUUAAACUCAGUUUUUCACAAUUCCUGACAUUUAAUCCUAAUAGAAAU